Synchytrium microbalum is the source of this 2085-nucleotide messenger RNA. RefSeq lists its product as uncharacterized. The transcript has 4 exons. The record is from RefSeq and is a predicted model, not a curated record. The coding region runs from base 1 to 2085 and encodes 694 amino acids. Lineage: Eukaryota; Fungi; Chytridiomycota; Chytridiomycetes; Synchytriales; Synchytriaceae.
AUGGCUGCUAGAGCCCUAUCCUCAGUGCUCACCGCAUUGGGAGCUCCGCCUGCUGCUCCUACUGCUAAUGGCAAGCAACAACCACCACCACCAUUGUUUGCUGGCAGCCCCAUAGUACGAACUCGUUUCUCUGUGUCUCAGCUAUCCAAUUUCUUCUCUUCCUCGAACUCCCCCGACGACAUCCAAGUCACUCCAACAACAAAUACCACCCACGGAGACUACAACAAGUAUCACACAUCGGCUGCUUCUCUAUAUCAUAGUAAUAUUAAUAAUAGUAAUAACAAGGAAGUCAUGGGAUCUUCCAACUCGUCGCCACCAGCAUCUCCAUCAUCAUCCACGUCGAUAUCGUCGGCCAAAACCGUAGUGGUCGAAAACCCGAAUGAUGAAUUCUUUUCACCGACUGCUGAAAAGUAUGGUAUGACACUGCCUGACCCCAUGCUGACAGACAAGGACGCUUCGUACUUCAUAAACCAGAUGACUCAUGAAUCGGAUGCUGCUCUUACUGCCAUGGCUAUACAGCCCGUAAAACCAACUCAACGAGACGCAUACGAUCUAGUGAUUCCCAUAGUAGCUCUCGGAUCCGUCACCAUCGUCUUUUUAGGUCCAUUACUCUUCCCAAAAGCAUACUCGGUCUUCCUCGUCCUGUAUUUUGCUACGUUCUUUACUCUGUCGUGCUCCCACUUGAUCAAAUUCUCAAAGACUGUCUCGAAAAUGUAUGCCAAUCUAUCUGAUCGUCGUCCCGCAGAUAUAGAAGCCGCUGGCUUGAAUAACGGAUUGAUUUCACCGUCUUCUAAAUUCGAUUACUGUCAUGUCUUUCUCAUACCCAAUUAUAAUGAACCUUUACCGCUGCUGCAAAAGACUAUUGGAAGACUCGCUUCCCAUAAAAAUGCAAGGACAAACUAUGUUAUUGUGCUGGCCAUGGAAGAAUCUGAAGGUGGAAACCAUAUCAAGAGUGAAGCUCUAGUCAAGGAAUUUGAAUCUAGAUUCCUUCAGGUUGUGGUGACGGUGCAUCCUAUUGGUAUUCCAGGAGAGGCUAGAGGGAAGGGAUCUAAUGUGAACUAUGCCGCCAGACGUGCAUGCCAAGUCUUAAUAAGGGAAGGAAUCCCAAUGAGAAGCCAAAUAUUCACCGUAUCAGAUUCCGACUCGGCCAUUCCUGAACUCUACGUAAUUAACGUUGAACGGGAAUUAGCUGCAGCACCCGAUCCAUUAAAUCUGGUGUUCUGUCCACCAAUCUUCUUUUCACGGAAUGCAUUUUCUGUGCCUGCUGCUGUAAGAGUUACUGAUAUCAUGUGGAGUGUAAUGGUCAUGCAAAAUCUAUCUAAUGUUCGUGGAAUUACAUUCCCUUGCUCAACGUACUCGCUGUCUGCUACUUUGGCCGAUCGAGUUGGAUAUUGGGACACUGAUUUCUCUGCUAUUGGUGAAGAUCUUCAUAUGUACUUGAAAUGCUUCUUUAAAACAGAUGGUGAAGCCCGUGGGGUCCCAAUCUAUGUACCGAUAAAUUUGACCAACGUGCAGACUCCAGGCUUUGUAAACAACAUGCACGCCCGAUACGUGCAAGCUAAACGCCAUUACUUUGGAUUGGCCGACACUGCUUAUACCAUAAGAGAAGCUCGCCGGCUGGCCCGACGAGCUUCACGAACUAGCACAACAUACCUCCAGGGCAUGAUUGAUCGAUUCCUGGUAUGCUUCCAUGUCUUGGAAGCACAUGCAGUCCCCGCAUCAUCUGGAUGGAUGAUGAUGUUGGCCGUCCCGCUAUUCCAGGCAUUAGCAGCAGGUGUAUUUGUUGAUGACAAGUUCUACUCGAAUGUGUAUUUCGCUGCUCAGGCUUUGGGAGCUAUAGCUGGACUUCCAUUAUUAUUAUGUGCUUUUGUGUAUGAGGGGUUACAUCGUCAUGUUGAUUCGACUCUGUUGGGCAAGACGCAAGGAGAGGGACGUGGUCUUAAAUACCUUUUGGACUAUUGUUGGUUGCCUGUGUCUGCAUUCCUCUUCCUCACGAUACCGAGUACAGAAGCCAGUAUCAGAAGACUGACAGCCGUUGAAGAAAAAUACGUAACUGCCGAAAAGUCAGGUAUCGAUGAUAACUAG